Lethenteron reissneri (Far Eastern brook lamprey) is the source of this 2813-nucleotide messenger RNA. RefSeq names its product gap junction gamma-1 protein-like. Gene Ontology annotation, cellular component: connexin complex. Lineage: Eukaryota; Metazoa; Chordata; Hyperoartia; Petromyzontiformes; Petromyzontidae. Gene Ontology annotation, molecular function: gap junction channel activity. The record is from RefSeq and is a predicted model, not a curated record. Gene Ontology annotation, biological process: cell-cell signaling.
AUGAGCUGGGGCUACCUGACGCAGCUGCUGGAUGAGGUUCACCGACACUCCACAUUCUUGAGCAAGCUGUGGAUCACCAUCUUCCUCAUCUUCCGCAUCGUUCUCACGACGGUCGCCGGAGAAUCGAUCUACUACGAUGAGCAGGGCCAGUUCACGUGCAACACGGCGCAGCCCGGCUGCGAGAACGUCUGUUAUGACAGCUUCGCACCGCUCUCCCAUGUCCGCUUUUGGGUGUUCCAGAUCAUCGUCGUUGCCACGCCCACCAUCCUGUACCUCGGAUUCGCUGUACAUCGCAUCACCAGGAUCGAGUACGAGCGAGACGAACGAACCAAGCGAACCGGCGGCUCCGACCGCAUGGUUGAAUGCACGGAGAAAGAGGAGGAGGUGGAAGAGGAGGUGGAAUGGGAGGUGGAGGAGGGUGAAGAAGACGGCAAGGAGAAGCGACGGCAAGGCAACGAGCGGUGGAGGAUUAAGACUGACGGCCUGAUGGUAGCCUACACCCUCCAGCUGCUCGCCCGCACGCUGGCCGAGAUUGGCUUCCUGCUGGGGCAAUACCUGCUCUACGGCUUUGAGGUGGCCCCACGCUUUCAGUGCGUCCGCGACCCCUGCCCGAAUCGUGUCGACUGCUUCGUGUCGCGCCCCACGGAGAAGACCAUCUUCCUUUUGGUCAUGUACACGGUCGCCGGUCUCAGCCUCCUGCUGGAACUGUCCGAGAUUUGCUACUUGGGGUUGGGCGCCCUCCACGACUCGCUGAGCGGGAGGUGCUGGCUGCAGAGCAGGUCCGCGGAGGGCAAACAGGCGGCCCACACGACGCUGGAGGCUUCCAGGGUGAAGGUGGCGGUGGCCCGGGGCAGUCGUCGAGCGUCGCUGGCGCCCCCGGGUUACCACUCGGUGCUGGGGGCCUCCUCUGACGGGAACGGCACCGGGGUGGCAGAUCCCGGCGAGCCGGACCCCCCCACGGCAGUUCCAGCAGCAGCGACGAUGUCGCCGCGGGAAUUGCGUCAGCUCCGUGACGAGUUGCGGGGACUUGAGACGGAGCUGCGGGCGACGCCGAGGCCCCGCCAGGAGCCCCCCGGGCAGAGCGCCGGCGGCGGCACCGGCCGCACGGCUUGGGUUUAGCGCGAGCGAGUGUCACCGUCGCGGCGACCGUCUGUGCUCUUUGUGAAGAUCCGAGCGGCGGAGCGCGGGCACCCCGCUCACGCGGCGCACGCGACGGUGUGGGGGGCACGUCGGCACCCAGCCUCGUAGCUCGGGGCAUUCGGCUCUGCUGGGUUUGUAACCCCCAGAGUACUGAGAGCAGAGGUCGCAAACGGGGUUUGAUUCCUUACCCGAUACCCGUACCCGGCCGGGUAUCGGGUAGGGUACGGGUACCCGAUUGCGACCUCUGAGAUGAAGCCAUGUUGCAGGCGCGGGUGGGUUGAUUCUAGGAACUUGAAUUGUGAGAAGAGACAGGACGUUGGAAAAUGAGUGACAAACGGUGACUCACCAGUGACUCACGGCUUAACCGUAUCCGUACCCGGCCGCACCAGGGUCGCAAACGGCUACCCGUGCCCGGCCGGGUACGGGUAGCCGGGUAUCGGGUAGGGUACGGGUAUCGGGUACCCGGUUGCGACCUCUGAUUGAGAGUCCAAUCUCCUUAAAACGCGUUUUUUGUGGCAUCGUGGCUUUCGCAUUGAGCCAACGUAUAAAUGCACGAAUCGGGGGAGAUUUUGAUUUAAAGAAACCCACAUUUUUAUGUUUCUUUAGCUAACUUCUUAAUUUGCGUGAGUUUCUGUUUUCAUUUUUUCGUUAAAUUUCCUCACUCCAUCGGUGGAUCGGAGGGCCUGAGUUUAGCGGGCGCACGUCGUUAUUAUACCAUAACAGCCGGCUCCCAUUUAUAUUGACAAAACAAACGGCAUUUAAGAUUUUGGCUAUGCGGUUUGUGAACAGCUGUGGCCAAAUCUGAACAUCAGGUGACGCGGUGUUGUAUAUAUUGUUUUUCUGAAAAGUAUAAAAUGAAAUUGGGAAAUCAUGUUUAGAUAUCUCGCGGAUAAGAAGAGUCACGCGGUAUUCUCAUCCUCUUGUUGGCGAGGUUAUCUGUCAUUUUGCUCCUUUUAGCUGGAAGGUAAAGAUUCGCAGAUGGCCCCACAGAUAAUAAGAUCAGCAGCUCUAUUGGUGUUCCCCCGUGUCACAGCGGAUCACAGCAGUUCUGCAUGAAUUUUGCGCAGUGUUUGAAAGUUAACCUGGUAACAUUCUAAAGAGUUUGUGUCGUUGUAGAUAUCUCAUGAUGUCAUGUAAUUCCAUCUCAGUGUAAUUAACCCAACGUGACAAGUUGCUAUGAGAUGUUGACUACCUCGCCUGGUCUACAGGAGGUCGUGGGUUCGAUCUCUCUCUCAUCAUCAUCACGGUGGCUAUGAGAUGUUGACCACCUCGCCUGGUCUACAGGGGGUCGUGGGUUCGAUCUCUCUCUCUCAUCAUCAUCACAGUGGCUAUGAGAUGUUGACUACCUCGCCUGGUCUACAGGAGGUCGUGGGUUCGAUCUCUCUCUCAUCAUCAUCACAGUGGCUAUGAGAUGUUGACCACCUCGCCUGGUCUACAGGAGAUCAUGGGUUCGAUCUCUCUCUCAUCAUCAUCACGGUGGCUAUGAGAUGUUGACUACCUCGCCUGGUCUACAGGAGGUCGUGGGUUAGAUCUCUCUCAUCAUCAUCACGGUGGCUAUGAGAUGUUGACCACCUCGCCUGGUCUACAGGAGGUCGUGGGUUCGAUCUCUCAUCAUCACGGUGGCUAUGAGAUGUUGACUACCUCGCCUGGUCUACAGGAGGUCGUGGGUUCGA